Messenger RNA from Closterium sp. NIES-65, 2295 nucleotides. The record is from the annotation of a GenBank genome assembly. Lineage: Eukaryota; Viridiplantae; Streptophyta; Zygnematophyceae; Desmidiales; Closteriaceae.
AUGCUUGGCAAGUCGGACAAGGCCAAGCGUGCGGACACAGCGAGAGCCGCCCCCAUCCAGGGCGCCUGCGUGCGGUUUUCCCUGGCGGACAUGUUAACCGCGACGAACCGCUGGGCACCGCAGUUGCUGGUGGGCGACGGGUACCGCCUCAUGUUCAGGGGCGUGGACCCGCGCGACGGCGCCACCCCGUGGCUCCUCAAGCGCUGCCGCGCGCGCGAGUUCGACGAGUUCCACGCGGAGGUGACGGAGAUGGGCAACAAGAACCACCCCAACCUGGUGCGCCUGCUGGGGUACUGCGACGAGCAAGACAAGCAGGGCCGCUGGGAGAAGGUCGUGGUGUAUGAAUCCAUGCCUGCUGGCAGCCUGCUCGACCAGUUUCAACCGGGUUGCAGCGGCGUGCCUUUGACCCUGCAGCAGCGGCUGGGCAUUCUCAUAGGAGUGGCGCACGGGUUGGAGUAUCUGCACAGCUUUGGCAUCUUGCAUCGCUGCCUUUGCCUUAGAAGCGUUUUUCUGGAUGGCAGCAUGCAGGCGAAGAUUGCAGGGUUUGACUAUGUGACACGCGGGGCUGCAGGGGGUGGCGAGCAUGCAGUGGUGGGCGUGCGUGGGUACGUGGAUCCGCAGCUGCUGCUCUCCCAGGAGCACACACCCACUAAUGACCUCUACAGUCUGGUGCGCCUGGCUCGUGUGGGACUCGCAUGCACAGCCAUGCCUUCUUCCACCCGGCCCUCCCUGGGAAGAGUUAUUGCUGAGCUGGAGAUUGUGCGGGAUGACGUGGCAACAGCAUUGAGGCAGAUGGAGAAAGAGGUGGAGAGGCAAGAAGGGGAAUUACAGGGAGAGGGGGUUGCAGUGGCAGGCCAUAGUGGAAAUGAGCAUUUGGACUCUUGGGCCAAUCCUUCCCACGCUGACCCUCUCUCCACAUCUCCUAAUCCUUCCACUCCCCCUUCGCAGCUUCCUCCUUCUCCUCCUCCUGUGGCCGCCCCCUCCUCCUCGUCCGCCCUCCCUCUGGCGCCGCUGCUGUGCCAGCAGGUGGCCAUGGCGGACGUGCUGCGUGCCACGGCGGGAUGGGCGGCAGAGAGGCGCAUUGGCAGCGGCGGGUUUGGCGACGUGUAUCGCGGGAUUAACGAGAUGGCAUCGAAGCACCAUCCGAACCUUGUGCGGCUGUUGGGGUUCUGCAUGGACUAUGACGCGGCAUCGGAGCGCAUGGAGCAGAUCGCCAUCUAUGAGUUCAUGCCUAAUGGGGACCUCUACCACCACAUGCACGCCCAUGACACAGGUAUUAGCACCCCCCUGACCCUGCAGCAGCGGCUGGACAUUCUGAUAGGAGUGGCGCGCGCGCUGGAGUAUCUGCACAGCUUUGGCAUCGUGCAUCGCGACAUCAAGCCCGCCAACAUCCUGCUGGACGCCCACAUGCAGGCGAGUGUGUGCGCUGAUGGGCAUCUUAUGAGAAGCCAACAUGCAGGCGAUGCUGACGUGUACAGCUUUGGAGUGGUCAUGAUGGAGCUACUGACCUGCAAGCAUGUUGUGCUGCUUUGUGAAGAUGGGUCACAAAUCAACAUCAAGGACUGGGUGGAGCAGGAGGUGGCGAGAGGGGACAGUGCAUCUGUUGUCAAUGGGGAUCUCAAUGCACCACAUGCCAUGGCCUCCAAUCUAGUUGCUAUCUCUCUCUCAUGUGUUGCCAAGCUCAUAUCAAACCGACCCAGUAUGAGCCAUGUGCUAGCUCAGCUUGAAGCUCUGCGCAGGGAGCUCAUGGGUGGAACACAGGAGAGAGUAGCCAGGCAGUUAGAUGCAAAAGUUCAACAAGGACAGAUGAAGCGCAACGCCAACGCUGCCCCGCCAAGUCCUCACCACCGCAUGUCGAAACGCCAGCGGAAUGCCAUCAUCGCGAAGGAGAAACUUCAAUGGUUGAAGAUGCAGGGCUCUCAGCCCGACCUGUCUAAUCGCGCGCUGGCGAAGCUCGCGAACGUGCAGCCCUGCCAGAUCCGCGAAUGGAAGAAGAUGAGGGAGCGGCUGGAGGUCGUUUCCAGCUGCCGCCGUCGCCUCAUGGGGCACGGGCGCAAGUCGAAGUACCCGUUUAUAGAACGGGCUGUCUACUGCCAGUUCCUGAAACACCGAGCAAGGGGCCUUGCCGUCACGGUCAGCAUGCUCCAGAAGUGGAGCGCCAAGUACAUGAAGCACAGGAUGCCCGGGGUCAACUGGCGCGCUUCGUUCCGGUGGGCGAAUCGCUUCCGCGCGCGCUGGCAUUUUGCGAGGCGGGUGAAGACAAAGAUGGGACAGAAUCUGGCAGCGGUUAAGUGA